Messenger RNA from Aureobasidium musti, 4173 nucleotides. The record is from the annotation of a GenBank genome assembly. NCBI's taxonomy places the organism in Eukaryota, Fungi, Ascomycota, Dothideomycetes, Dothideales, Saccotheciaceae.
AUGUAUGGUUCCGACUAUGCCUUCAACCCAGAGCUUCAGUACAAUCACCUACUCGCUCGCCAAUCCCACCAGCAACCAUCACCUGAUGUCCAGAGCCGCUUGAGCACCAUGCUGGACUCGCAACAGGGCUUCUUUGACGACUUUGCUGGUCAGCAGAUGCAGGACCAGUCCCGCGAAGAGAGCUAUGGUGGUCCACAACGCUAUUCCAUGGGUGAAGCCUUUUCGCCCACGGCUAAUAUUCCUCCCCCCUUGAUGUCUUCGAACGACAUGGAAUCAACCGCUCCCAUACAUCAGCUUCCUCUUGAACCAAGAGAGGUGCCCUUUGCCGUUUACGAUCCCCACAACAAGUCAGUCCCCAUGUCCAACUUUGACAACAUUGGCGCUGUCCUGCGUCAUCGUGCUAGAUCCAAUGGCCGCCAGCCCGCAUAUUGGGUUCUCGAUUCCAAGGGUAAAGAGACUGCUUCUAUUACUUGGGAAAAGCUAGCCAGCAGGGCCGAAAAGGUCGCUCAAGUCAUUCGUGACAAGAGUAACUUAUACCGUGGAGAUCGUGUUGCUCUCGUCUAUCGCGACACCGAGGUCAUAGAUUUCGCCGUCGCCCUCAUGGGUUGUUUUAUUGCUGGCGUUGUCGCUGUACCAAUCAACAAUGUCGAUGACUACCAAAAGCUUGGCCUUCUUCUCACUACAACUCAGGCACAUCUCGCUUUGACUACGGAUAACAACCUCAAAGCUUUUCAUCGCGACAUUAGUCAACAGCGGUUGAAGUGGCCUUCGGGGGUCGAAUGGUGGAAGACGAACGAAUUCGGCAGCUACCACCCAAAGAAGAAGGACGAUACACCACCCCUUCAGGUUCCGGAUCUGGCCUACAUAGAAUUCUCUCGAGCCCCGACAGGUGACUUGCGUGGUGUUGUCCUGAGCCAUCGCACGAUUAUGCACCAGAUGGCUUGUGUCAGUGCCAUUGUGUCUACCAUUCCUACUAGUGACCCCGAUUCUGGAUUUAGAGCUCCUCCUGGACAAAAGGCAGAGACUAUCUUGUCAUAUCUCGACCCCAGAGAAGGUGUCGGCUUGAUCCUUGGUGUGCUUUUUGGUGUCUAUGGUGGUCAUACGACCGUUUGGCUCGAGGCCAAGACUGUUGAUACCCCCGGAAUGUAUGCGCAUUUGAUCACCAAGUAUAGGACUACUAUCAUGGUUGCCGACUAUCCAGGCUUGAAACGGACUGCGUACAAUUAUCAACAGGACCCAAUGGCUACGAGAAACUUCAAANAGAAUGCCGAACCCAACUUCUCGACAGUCAAGAUCUGUCUGAUUGACACAAUUACCGUGGACAGCGAGUUCCAUGAAAUCCUAGCAGAUCGUUGGUUUAGACCCAUGCGUAAUCCUCGUGCUAGAGAAUUGGUCGCUCCAAUGCUUUGCUUGCCUGAACAUGGAGGCAUGAUUGUAUCAGUCAGAGAUUGGCUCGGUGGUGAAGAAAGGAUGGGAUGUCCUUUGAGUAUGGACGAAUCCGAGCACGACAUCAAGGAUGACGGGUCCGCGAACCAAGGAAAUUCGAAUAACUAUUCUAGCCUGCUAGGUAGUGUCGGAGGUACCACGGCAAAGAAGGGACAGAAAAACAGCCGUAAUGAGUUGAGCGAGGUGUUGCUUGACAAGGAGGCACUCAAGACUAAUGAAAUUGUCGUCCUGGCCAUGGGCGAAGAUGCUAGGAAAAGGACUAAUGAACCUGGAACCGUAAGAGCAGGUGCCUUUGGAUACCCCAUUCCGGAUGCAACUCUUGCUCUAGUCGACCCCGAGACUGGGUUACUUUGUUCACCCUUCACGAUUGGUGAAAUCUGGGUCGACUCCCCAUCCCUUUCUGGAGGUUUCUGGGCCCUUCCUAGACAUACCGAGAGUAUCUUCCACGCCAGGCCUUACCGCUUUGUCGAGGGAAGUCCCACACCAGUCCUGGUUGAACCCGAGUUUUUGCGUACCGGUCUCCUUGGAUGUGUUAUCGAGGGCAAGGUGUAUGUGCUCGGCCUAUACGAAGACCGCAUUAGACAACGAGUGGAGUGGGUCGAAAAUGGUGUUCAGGAGCACGAGCAUCGAUACUUCUUCGUCCAGCACCUGGUCACGAGCAUCAUGAAGACUGUGCCGAAAAUCUUUGAUUGUUCUGCAUUCGAUGCACAUGUCAAUGGUGAAUACCUCCCAUUUGUGCUUCUCGAGUCUCAAGCUGCCUCCACAGCUCCAACUACCGCGGGUGGACCACCAAGGCAACUAGACAUACCUUUUCUGGACUCGCUUACUGAGCGCGUCAUGGAAGUUCUUUACCAGGAGCACCAUCUACGAGUCUACUGUGUCAUGUUGACAGCCCCAAACACAUUGCCACGUGUUGUCAAGAAUGGUAGAAGAGACAUCGGAAACAUGUUAUGCCGAAAGGACUUUGAUAAUGGAGCCCUGCAGUGUGUGUACGUCAAAUUUGGUGUCGAGAGAGCUGUCCAAAACUUACCGUUGGGCGAUGACCCUGCUGGUGGCAUCUGGUCGCCUCUGGCCUCGCAAGCGAGACAAGACCUCUUGAUGUUGCAAGACAAGCAAUACUCUGGUGUUGAUCACCGAGAGGUGGUCAUUGACGACAGAACAUCGACCCCUCUGAACCAAUUUUCCAACAUUCAUGACUUGAUGCAGUGGCGCGUUUCUCGACAGGCAGAAGAGUUGGCUUAUUGCACCAUCGACGGUCGUGGCCGCGAAGGAAAGGGUGUCAACUGGAAGAAGUUCGAUUUCAAGGUUGCAGGUGUGGCCACCUACCUCAAAAACAAGGUCAAGGUUCAGCCUGGUGACCAUUUACUACUCAUGUAUACUCACUCGGAGGAUUUCGUCUAUGCCGUACACGCUUGUUUCUGUCUGGGCGUUGUGGCUGUACCAAUGGCCCCCAUUGACUCUAACAGACUCCACGAGGAUGCGCCAGCGUUACUCCACGUCAUAGCCGAUUUCCGCAUCAAAGCUCUUAUCGUUAAUGCCGAUGUUGACUCACUUUUGAGGCAAAAGGCUGUCUCGCAGCAUCUAAAGCAGUCGGCGUUGAUCCUCAAGGUUAAUCUCCCCAACAUUUACAACACCUCAAAGCCGCCCAAACAAUCUCAUGGCUGUCGCGAUUUAGGAUAUACCAUGCGACCAGCAUGGGUAGCUCAAGGAUUCCCUGCUCUCAUUUGGACUUACUGGACGCCAGACCAGCGUAGAAUUGCUGUUCAGCUUGGCCAUGACACUAUUAUGGCAUUAUGCAAGGUGCAAAAGGAGACCUGUCAGAUGACGUCCACUCGCCCGGUCUUGGGUUGUGUGAGAUCUACCAUGGGUAUUGGCUUCUUGCACACAUGCUUGAUGGGCAUCUUCUUGGCUGCUCCUACAUACUUGGUUUCACCUGUCGACUUUGCUGCAAACCCAAGUAUCCUGUUCCAGAUACUGUCACGCUACAAGAUCAAGGACACUUAUGCAACGUCGCAAAUGCUCGAUCAUGCCAUGGCUCACAAUGCAGGAAAAUCGACCUCUCUCUUAGAGCUGAAGAACCUCAUGAUUGCUACGGACCAGAGACCACGUGCUGACGUUUACUCGAAAGUGCGUGUGGCAUUUUCUCAGUCGGCACUCGAUAGAACUGCUAUCAACACCAUAUACAGCCAUGUGCUGAAUCCCAUGGUCGCGAGCCGUAGCUACAUGUGUAUAGAACCCAUUGAGCUCUAUCUCGACACCAAUGCACUUCGUCGAGGAUUAGUGGUUCCUGUCGACCCAGAUACAGAGCCAUUCGCACUCUUGGUUCAGGAUUCAGGCAUGGUACCCGUCAGUACGCAAAUCAGUAUCGUCAACCCAGAGACGAACCGGCUAUGUCUAGCAGGCGAAUACGGCGAGAUCUGGGUACAGAGCGAAGCCUCUGCAUACUCUUUCUACGGCUCUAAAGAUGCAUUCGAUGCCGAACGCUUCAAUGGUCGAACCGUCGACGGCGAUCCUGGUGUGAGAUACAUGCGAACUGGAGACCUUGGUUUCCUACAUAGCGUCAGCAGGCCUAUCGGACCUGGUGGCAAUAUGGUCGAAAUGCAGGUUCUUUUCGUCCUUGGUGGGAUCGGCGAGACUUUUGAAGUGAACGGUCUGCAACACUUCCCCAUGGACGUUGAAGCCAGCGUAGAGAGGUGCCAUCGCGCUCUAGUCCCCGGUGGAUGGUAA